AUGUUCGGUGUCCUCACAUUUUCCUGCCUGCGACGUGAUCCCUUUCUCAAUGAAAAGCCGUCUCUAGGCUGCAAUGACAGUUUCAUCCCCAAAGCAACAGCAAACGGUGAGCGAUCGAUCCCACCUCCAGCCGGCCAAGCCAACCCUACCUGGGCCGACCUGUCCCCACCUGAGCCAGUGCCAAGCCGGCAGUAUGUGCCCCUAACGCUGCAGCGGAGGAUCUCCCGGGGGGCCGGCAACCUGACUGCCAAUGAGUCGCAACGUUCCGGAGCUGCUGCUGAAUAUGUUCCGGAAAAGGUGAAGAAAGCGGAAAAGAAAUUGGAAGACAAUCCGUAUGACCUUGAUGCAUGGAGCAUUCUCAUUCGCGAGGCACAGAAUCAGCCUAUAGACAAAGCACGGAAGACAUAUGAGCGACUUGUUGCCCAGUUCCCGAGCUCUGGCAGAUUCUGGAAACUUUACAUUGAAGCAGAGGUAAAAGCUAAAAAUUAUGACAAAGUUGAAAAGCUGUUCCAGAGGUGCCUCAUGAAAGUCUUGCACAUAGAUCUGUGGAAAUGCUAUGUGUCCUAUGUGCGGGAAACCAAACGGAAACUGCCAAGUUACAAGGAGAAAAUGGCACAGGCGUAUGACUUUGCGCUUGAUAAAAUUGGCAUGGAAAUCAUGUCCUAUCCGAUAUGGGUCGACUACAUUAAUGCAAUGAUAGCUGUGUGUGUGGCCAGCUUCACAUGGGUCAGUUCAACUCUAUCAGUCUGCGCUUCUCUUGAUGGAUCCAGUUUUAAGGUUUUACAUUUCUUCCUAUCACAGGACAUGAACAACGCUAAACUGUUCAGCGAUGAAGCUGCCAAUAUCUAUGAGCGGGCAAUCAGUACACUUCUAAAGAAAAACAUGUUGCUGUAUUUUGCCUACGCAGACUACGAAGAGAGCCGAAUGAAGUAUGAAAAAACACACAGCAUAUACAACAGAUUACUCGCCAUAGAAGAUAUAGAUCCCACCUUGGUCUAUAUUCAGUACAUGAAGUUUGCUAGGAGAGCUGAGGGCAUCAAAUCUGGGAGAAUGAUUUUCAAGAAAGCCAGGGAAGAUCCCAGGACCCGUCAUCACGUUUACGUCACUGCAGCCUUAAUGGAGUAUUACUUUAGCAAGGAUACAUCGGUGGCCUUCAAGAUUUUUGAGUUAGGACUAAAAAAAUAUGGAGACAUCCCUGAAUAUGUCCUUGCCUACAUAGAUUAUUUGUCUCACCUUAAUGAGGAUAAUAACACAAGAGUAUUAUUUGAACGAAAAAUCAGGGUGAGUCUGAAUAUAAACUUCGUAUAUGGAAGGCCAGUCAUAGAAACUGCAGUGAGAGACGACAGUCUCAAGUCACGAACCUUCCCCUGCGCAGCCUUAAGCCUUUUGCUCUACACUGUCAUUGAGAUUUGGGCACGCUUCCUGGCCUUUGAAAGUAACAUUGGAGAUUUAGCUAGUAUACUGAAAGUGGAAAAAAGGAGAUACACAGCAUUCAAGGAGGAGUAUGAAGGGAAGGAGACAGCACUUCUUGUGGAUAGAUACAAAUUUAUGGACUUGUACCCCUGCUCCACAAGUGAACUGAAAGCUUUGGGAUACAAGGAUGUAUCGAGAGCCAAACUGGCAGCACUAAUCCCAGACCCUGUGAUAGCUCCAUCCAUAGCCCCUUCGCUGAAGGAUGAUGUUGACCGAAAACCAGAGUAUCCCAAACCUGACACGUCCCAGAUGAUCCCUUUCCAGCCGCGACAUUUAGCUCCACCUGGACUCCAUCCUGUUCCUGGCGGAGUAUUCCCAGUCCCUCCAGCUGCAGUGAUCUUAAUGAAGCUGCUUCCUCCCCCCAUUUGCUUCCAGGGCCCAUUCGUACAGGUUGAUGAGAUUAUGGAAAUCUUGCGGAGGUGCAAGCUGCCGGACACAGUGGAAGAGGCGGUGAGGAUCAUUACAGGAAGCCAGGCAGAGAUGAACAUGGAGGGGAACGGACCAGUUGAAGUCAACACACUACUAAAUAAAUCUGUGAAAAGACCCAACGAGGAUUCCGACGAUGAAGAAGAGAAGGGGUCUGUGGUUCCUCCCGUCCAUGAUAUAUACAGAACCCGGCAGCAGAAGAGAAUCCGGUGAAGAUUUUGCUUUUCUUUAAAAUUACAGAAAAAAAAAUUCCAAACAAGAAACUUUUUAUCGAACAUUUCUGCCAUCAAACCUUGCGCCAUAAGAACCUCCAUAUUGUUACGAGCGUCAGACUAAUCUGUGUUCUUGUGGUGCGGCUAAAAGGUUUCUGGUGUUAUCAACAACAAAUACUAUUACUGUUGGUUUUUUUCCCCUUGAAGAGGGAGCGGAUGGAAACAUGUAAA
Molecule: messenger RNA, 2342 nt
Organism: Xenopus tropicalis (tropical clawed frog)
Lineage: Eukaryota; Metazoa; Chordata; Amphibia; Anura; Pipidae
Product: provisional ortholog of cleavage stimulation factor subunit 3
Exons: 17
Coding region: 1-2112 (703 amino acids)
Biological process (GO): RNA processing; mRNA 3'-end processing
Cellular component (GO): nucleus
Source: RefSeq, a predicted model, not a curated record